GGGUGGAGGAAGGGGAGGAGGAGGAGGAGGCGAAGGCCGGGUGCGGGGGGAUUUAAGGGCCCGCGGUCCCCCCGGCCCGGCCUCCUCACGCCGCCCAGAGGGACGUGGGUGUCGGGACCCAAGUUUGUGCGGGUACGUGUGUGACCCCCUCCCCUCUCCGGGGGUCACACCGGUGACUGCGCAGGGAAGGGGCGUUUCCUUCUGUCCCCGCUUGGCUGACCCGGGGCGAAGGUCUCGGUGGGGAAACUGAGGCACGAGCGGGUGCCACCCGCAGCUCUCUCUGUGCAGCACCCGCUCAGCACCGCACGAUGAAGGCUCUUCUCCUCCUCCUCGCCCAGCUCUGCUCGGCAUCGCUGGUCCCCGAGAGGGAGAAGGACCCCGAGUACUGGCGGCGGCAGGCGCAGGAGACCCUGCGGAACGCGCUGAGGCUGCAGCGCCUCAACCAGAACGUGGCCAAGAACCUCAUCCUCUUCCUGGGGGAUGGUGAGAUGGGGGCACCCACCCUGGGCUGGGGGAGUGGUGCUGGGGGGGACAGGGAUGCCAUGAACUGGGUGAUCAUGGGCGGAGGGAGGAAAUACAUGUUCCCCAAAAACGCCAGUGAUGUGGAGUAUCCCCGGGAGGAGAAGCACCGGGGCACCCGCCUGGACCGCAGGAACCUCGUGCAGGCGUGGCAGGAGGCCAAACCCCCCGGCAAGGUUGCCAAGUACGUGUGGAACCGGCGGGAGCUGCUGGCGCUCAACCUCAGCCGUGUCGACUUCCUCCUGGGCCUCUUCGAGCCCGGGGACAUGGUGUACGAGCUGGACAGGAACAACGAGACGGAUCCUUCCCUCAGCGAGAUGGUGGCUGUGGCCAUCAGGAUGCUCCAGAAAAACCCCCGCGGCUUCUUCCUCCUGGUUGAAGGUGGGGAGUGA
Messenger RNA from Lepidothrix coronata (blue-crowned manakin), 911 nucleotides. RefSeq names its product alkaline phosphatase, liver/bone/kidney (gene ALPL). The record is from RefSeq and is a predicted model, not a curated record. Gene Ontology annotation, molecular function: alkaline phosphatase activity. Lineage: Eukaryota; Metazoa; Chordata; Aves; Passeriformes; Pipridae. The transcript has 6 exons. Gene Ontology annotation, cellular component: plasma membrane. The coding region runs from base 309 to 911 and encodes 200 amino acids. Gene Ontology annotation, biological process: dephosphorylation.